AUGGGUACGGCUAUGUCAAUGGGAUUAGAGACAGAAAAUGACCUGUCGUACAAGAAAACGAAAUCCUCGUCCAGUUCCCUCUCUAUCGACAAUCGAAAGCUUGGUGAUUCCAUUGAAAAUGCCAUCAACUUAACCGAAUCCCCAGAAUCUGAAAUUUGGCGCGAGUGUGUCUCCUGCCGGGACGAUUACAAGAUGAUAUGA
This is a messenger RNA of Penicillium digitatum Pd1, 201 nucleotides long. The record is from RefSeq and is a predicted model, not a curated record. NCBI's taxonomy places the organism in Eukaryota, Fungi, Ascomycota, Eurotiomycetes, Eurotiales, Aspergillaceae.